ACUUCUUACAUUGUCUUGAUCUUUUCAUUUUGUAUAGAAUUAAUAUUGAGUGCAGUUUGUUUAUCAAACGCAUUCGAUUUCCUGUUUAUUGUGUUUCUGGCGUAGAACUAUCCCCUUUUUGUCUCGCGAACUCUGUAAAUUCGUGCUGCCGCAGGUUUCUGUCUCGUUCUACUAAUUGCUACUUUCAGAAUAAUUUGAUCACUGCAAAUCUGUCUGGAAAUUUGUUGAAUCGGCCUCCUUUCAUAAGCUUGUUUGUUCAAUUUAUAUAAGUUCGUUCGGGUAAAAAACUCGGCUUUUAUUAAUCUAUUGUAUGUUUACUUUUCAAUAGCAUUACUUUGUUGUCAUUCGCUCAAUUUUAGCACUUUGGUAGCUACCCAGUUGAAGAUAAUCAAUAUAUAUUUGGUAGGGAUGGUUUUCCUAUGCUGGGAUCGGCCCUCUCCUCAAGAACAGAAGGCCUGCAUCAACAACUUAUUAUCACCAGGUCAGGUGCUUUCAACUACGACUCUAAAUUCAGAGGAGCUACUGCUAAGCCCCUGUCUUAUCUCCAAGAAGACAAGGAGCUCUCAAAAGACGGUUUCUUACUAAACCAUGCGCGUGUAUUAGUUGGUUCUGGUCUAGAGACUUAUGAAAAGGGUAAAAGCGCUCUUCAGACUUGGAGGCAUUUUGGACUUGAUUGGGCAUUUGUUGAUCCCAAGACUCCCAUUCAGAGUGGAGUCAAAUUCUGUGUUUGCCUCAAGGAGUUUCUCCCAUGGGUCAUGAUGCCUCUUGAGGUUGUGUAUGUACAUGAAACUAGAAAAGCUAGCAAGGCCUUGGCUUCUUUUGGAUUUGGUAGCGGUACCCUUCAAGGCCACCUUCUGGCUGGGGAAGAACGUUUCUCAAUUGAGUUGGAUCAGAACAACCAAGUGUGGUAUGAAAUACUUUCCUUAUCGAAACCUGCCCACUUUUUAUCAUUUAUUGGGUAUCCCUAUGUAAAACUAAGGCAAAAGUACUUUGCUCAUCAAUCUACCAAUGCAGUUGUUAAACAUUCGACUGCUUCACAGCAGUAAUGUGAAUGCAAAUGUGAACUCCUUAUCUCAAAAAAGUUUCACCCCUUCUUCGCU
Messenger RNA from Carya illinoinensis, 1100 nucleotides. Its product is annotated as UPF0548 protein At2g17695. The record is from RefSeq and is a predicted model, not a curated record. Lineage: Eukaryota; Viridiplantae; Streptophyta; Magnoliopsida; Fagales; Juglandaceae. The transcript is spliced from 4 exons. Bases 420 to 1046 code for a protein of 208 amino acids.